UAUGGCCCAGAGUUAAAUGCUCACAGAAUGCAUACAAAAACUACAUACAAGGAUACUGUCUGCCUCCGAAUUUAUAGACUGUGUCUUGAGUCCUCGCACAUUUUCUUACCAGUCCUGUCUGUUUUGUCUUUGAUCCAAACUCCUAUAUGUUCCCAUAUCUGCUUUGCCAUGACGACUUUGGGAAACACUUCGGCAGGCCUGCAUUACUCUGUGCCUUCCUGUCAUUAUGGAAAUCAACCGUCUGCCUAUGGGGUGAUGGCAGGCAUCAAGCCUGCGACUCCAGAGAUGCUAUCAGCAAGUCUCUCCCAGAGUCGCAUCUUACAGACGUGCAGCAUGCCGCAUCCCAAUGUGGUAAAUGGUGUCAGCACCUUGCAAAGUGGCCUGACCCCUUGCCUUUAUAAAUUCCCGGAGCACGCCCUGAGUGCCAGCUCCUGCGCCCUGGGCCACGGCUUCACGCCCAUGCACCAGUCCCUCCUCGCAGAUGAUCCCGCCGCCGCAGACUUCAAGCAGGAGUUCCGCAGAAAAAGCAAGUCUGUCGAAGAGCCCAUCGACAUGGACUCCCCUGAAAUCAGGGAACUGGAGAAAUUUGCUAAUGAAUUCAAGCUGCGGAGAAUUAAGCUGGGCUAUACACAAACCAACGUUGGAGAAGCACUGGCUGCUGUGCACGGCUCUGAAUUCAGCCAAACUACUAUUUGCCGGUUUGAAAACUUGCAGCUGAGCUUCAAGAACGCGUGCAAACUGAAAUCGAUACUGUCCAAGUGGCUGGAGGAAGCAGAACAAGUAGGAGUUGCAGGGAGAGUGGUGGGGUUUGCCGGUACUCUAGAACAGGAAACGUUCAACGGCUGCUUCUGCCGCACACUUCGGGUUCCUUCGAACCCAGCGCGGGAGGCCGCCUUCCCCUGUAACUGCGCUGGAGGCCGGCGGCUCUCCCAAGGCGGCCGGCAGGCUGCAGGAAUCGCGU
Molecule: messenger RNA, 961 nt
Organism: Phaethon lepturus (White-tailed tropicbird)
Lineage: Eukaryota; Metazoa; Chordata; Aves; Phaethontiformes; Phaethontidae
Product: pituitary-specific positive transcription factor 1-like
Exons: 6
Biological process (GO): regulation of transcription by RNA polymerase II
Molecular function (GO): DNA-binding transcription factor activity, RNA polymerase II-specific; RNA polymerase II cis-regulatory region sequence-specific DNA binding
Source: RefSeq, a predicted model, not a curated record